AAAUCUACAAGGAAAAAAAAUCCGCGGCCCCGUCUGGGUCCCGCACGCGGUUGGCGGGUAGAUUGAGAAGGGCCCCGCGCACGGGACCGAUUUUUAUUCGUCCAAAUAAUAAUUGUCAGUGUCAUAUGAAAUAUUUAUUAUAUGUCAUGUUUAUUUACAAUAAAAAUAUACUUGAUUUAAGUUUUAGACGAAAAUACUUAAUUUUUCGUUAUGGUACAAUGAAAAAUAGUUAUGGGUAAUCAUUUUUGAAGAUAUGCAAAACAAAAUCUUCGCUGCGUUAACACUGACCAAAUGUUUACAAAGAACAACUUCCACAAUCGUAAUAUCAACAAGAACAGCCGUGAACUUGUCCUACAAAGUACUGGGAGCAAAUACUGCAGAUCCAGAAAAAACGCCUAUCAUGUUAAUUCACGGUUUGUUUGGAAAUAAAAGGAUUUGGCAUUCUAUGGGGAAGGUUAUGAAGAAUACCAUGAAACGCUUGGUCAUCACAGUGGAUUUGAGGAACCAUGGCGUCAGUCCGCAUACCAAGUCGCACACGUAUGAGAAGAUGGUGGGAGACAUCCAGCGAUUGUACAAGAAACUCUCGAUUAAUGAGGCCUAUCUGGUGGGCUAUUGUAUGGGUGGUAUGACAGCGAUGGUUAUGGCCCUCUUAGCGCCAGAGCAAGUCGCUGGAUUGAUCGUCGUGGAAGUCUCACCUGCAUCUACUUCACCUAUUUUCGAGUCUCAUUAUUACGAAGUAAUGAAAGCCAUGAAGGCAGUUGAGUUCAAAAGUCCUAAAAACGUUCGGAAAGCGAGAAAACAAGCCAAAGAGCAAUUGCAAAACUUAAUUAAGGACGACCACGUGAUGACUGCAAUACUUUCAAAUAUCAAAAUUAAAAAAGACAAUACUAUUGGAUGGACCUGCAACCUCGACGUGCUUCUGAAACAUUUCAAAUAUAUGACUGUGUUUCCGGCGUCUUUGAAAGGGAAGAAGUAUCGAGGACCGACGCUGUUUAUAGGCGGACAGAUAUCAGACUUCAUUCCCCCAGAUGAUCUUACGAAAAUCCGAAUGUAUUUCCCGCAAGCGAUCGUCCACUACGUGGCGAAAACGGGCCAUUUCAUCCACGUCGAUGACCCAAAGAGCUUCAUGGAACUAGUCAUGAAAUUCGUAAAGCAAUCGUCAUCAUCACAAUUAAAUGGCAUGGAUUCAUUAUGCUAUGCCGUAAAAAAAAUAUUAAAAUUUAGACUCAAACCCUUAACAAGUCACAUGGUGAAACGGGGGGCCGUUAAUUUAGCCUACAAAGUCCACGGAAAGCAGCCGUCAGAUGGGAUUCCUGUGAUCAUCCUCCACGGGCUUCUUGGAUCUAAGAGAAACUGGGAAUCAAUGUCAAAGAAAAUAGCAUCAGAGUUGAAUAAAUCCGUAGUGGCAGUGGACAUUCGAAACCAUGGGGAGAGUCCCCACGUAGGGUCCCACACUUAUCCGGAGCUCGCAGAGGAUGUGGUGCAGUUGUUGAGAACGCUGUCUGUCAGUAAAGCAGAUUUGAUCGGACACAGCAUGGGCGGCAGGACGGGCAUGGUGGUGGCUCUCACAGAGCCCACAAAAGUAUCCCACUUGGUGGUAGUGGACAUUUCUCCAGUGUCCACUGCUGGCAUCCUGAAUGAUUUCUUCCCCAAACUAAUUGACAUCAUGAAAUCCAGUGACAUUGAAAGCCAGCCUAAUAUAACAGCAGCGAAAAAUAUCGCGAAGGAGAAAAUCUACGCUUCAGGAUUAGUGCCUCCCAAUGCUCCUAUACAUUUCAUACUGAUGAACAUAGGAACGCGGCCGGACAAAAAAAUUGGAUGGAAUUGUAAUUUGGACGUGCUCAAACAACAUUUUGAAAAUAUCGCAACGUUUCCGAGCGAAAUGGCGGGAAAGUCGUUUGAUGGUCCCACGUUAUUCGUCGGUGGUGAAGAAUCAAACUAUAUUCCGCGUGAAGAUUUACCGGGCAUCAAGAACUUCUUUCCCAAGGCUGAUUUAAAAUAUGUUCCAAAAGCAGGCCACAAUGUUCAUGCCGAAGAUCCCAAUACAUUCUUCAAAUUAGUUCAGGAAUUCUUAACCAGGCGAUAAAUUAAUUGGGCUUUAUGUACAUGUACUAAUGGUACUAAUGUCAUGUUAUUUUAUUGUAGGUGUAAUAAUUCUAAAAGUAAAGUUUUGUAUUAGUAUAAUA
Molecule: messenger RNA, 2186 nt
Organism: Plodia interpunctella (Indianmeal moth)
Lineage: Eukaryota; Metazoa; Arthropoda; Insecta; Lepidoptera; Pyralidae
Exons: 6
Coding region: 254-2086 (610 amino acids)
Cellular component (GO): mitochondrion
Molecular function (GO): carboxylic ester hydrolase activity
Source: RefSeq, a predicted model, not a curated record